AUAUAAUAUUUCACACUUUGAAGAGAGAAACUGUUCCGGAAGAACAUAUAGGACCCACACUAGAGAAGUGAGAGAUAAAGUCUGCGAACCUAUCGGUUAGUACCGCGUAGGGGUGAAAUUGGCCGGAUGGAGAGAGGCGAUGUUGGUAAUUGGACGGCUGAAUAAACACAGGUCUGUUGCGGGUAAAUGACCGGAACUUCCCCACUACAGCUAGGAAGAAAAUAAAGUUUUCGUGCGGCAUUAUCCAGCUAAGAAGAUAAUUGUACUUUAUUUUAUAUCAAGGAAAUUGGCUCGGCUCUAGUUGGAUACUGAGUUAUGUAUCGUUGAUGACUUUGGUGAACAAGUUAGAUAAACGAGACCCAAAAGUCAAGCAAGAAAAAUUCAACGUAAACAAUUCCAAGGACUUAAAAUGAGUGAAUAACCAGAGGGUGGUUAAUAUUGGCGAUAGUAAACACAAAGAUGUCGUCGUUAGCAAAAGCAUUAGAGGAAAGACGCUUUAGACAAGCCAAGCUGUUAGUUCAGCUAGGGGAUGACCUCAACUCUAGGAGCAAGGAAACAGGUCGAAGCCCUCUUGUGCAGGCUUCUCUGAUAGAAGAUGAGGAUCUUUCUUACAAAGUUUGCCACUGGCUGCUUCAAGAAGGUGCCGAUAUUGCUGUGAGGGACGAUCACGGAAUGAACGCUUUCAUGCACGUCUGCAGACAAGGGAGAACUAGGAUCGCCGCGUUAUUUCUUAAACAUCGAGACUUUGAUUUGAACACGCAGGAUUUUGAAGGGAACACCGCGCUAUCUUAUGCGGUAAUUGCAGGUGAUAUCAGUACAACUAGCGCUAUUGUAGCGGAGCUUAGAAAGCGAAGAAUUCGAGGUGCUGAUAAGCAGAAUAAGAAUGGGGAAACGCCGUUGAUAAUAGCCGCCAAGCUAGGCCACAAGGGAUGUGCAGAUAUUUUACUCAAUGACGGAGAGGCAUCGCCACAUGCGCGCGAUAUGGAAAUGAGGUUGACCGCGCAGGAAUGGGUUCAGUUUAUGAACUCCAAAACCAAUUUCGAUAGAAAGCCGAGCGUGACGUCACGGAGAGAAGCUUGGUGGAAUACCGAGCAUGAAGUCAGUGAAGAGAAGGAGAUAACGUCCGGCGAAGUCGGGAAGGCAUCUGAGCUUGGCUUGUCGACAACAGCAGGAAAAAAAACAGAGGAUAACUUAGCUCAAGCGCAAACUAUGAAAGGUAGGACACGGGGGAAUAUAAGGGGGGAAGAAGAUCGUAAAAUCUCGUGUGAAAUGUUCACAAGGAGCUGUUCAGUUACGGAAAAACCCAACAGAGAAACACGGAAUGAUAGAAAAAAAUUCCGACAAAGUUAUUCGGCGAAGGAACACUCUAGAUGUACAACAAAAGACGCUCCACAGCGGGUGAUAAAGUCCGCAACGUUUUCCUGCACUAAACCGGGCCUUUCAAUGAUACAAUCAUCAAACGCCCUUAAUACCAGCUUACAGCCAAUCACUGAUGAAAAGAAUACCACGAAUGCUAGCUUAGUGUACUCCAGCGAAAAUGGAAUCCACCGGUCAAAGAAUGGAAUGGAGGUUAGGUACCAUUCCACUGAUAUCAAUCGCGCGAUGUCCGCACCACAGCGAGCCUACAUGCAACAUGUACAGCGGUUUCGACGUGAAAAAUCAGUUCAACCGGAAACGGAGCCGAAAUUCCUAACCCAUGACUACAAAAAGCGCAACGACUCGUUUACCCGAAAACAGCUGCCAAAACUGCUAAAAGCUUUAGGAGAACAGAACACGUCCAGUUAUCGUCCAAAGGCGAGUCCUCCUGAACCAAACACGCACUGGAGAGGAAAGCGCAAACCGAGGAGCGCUGAUCCCUACCGACCAUCUAACAGCCGGAGGCUUUCCAAGGUCAACCUGGCGUUGUUUGCGCUAAGAAGAUUCUCUGGUAUUUACGCAAAGACUGAUUUCAGUAGUCUUACAAACUCGCAGGACAGCCAGACAAACGGCAGCGCUCUUUCGCUUAGUGGAAGCUUGCGUUCUAGGCGCCAGUCCAUGGCCGUGAUGCGAGGUGAAAGACCGUUAGACAUGACAAGCAAAUGGAGGAAGGGCUCCAUCAUUAUGGCAACCACCAUCCGCCCGGAGGUCGAGUCCUUGAGGCGAAGUAUGGGGAAGUCUAUCGAGUUGGGACUGACAAAGCGUUCUUCAGGCGUGAGUUUGGCGAGUAGUGCGGACAGUGCUUCGACCGCUCCAGGGCCUGACAUUUGCUCUUUUCCGGUGAUGUCAUAAACAUAAAAUAGCAACAGACGACAGCACUCCUUUUUACCGCGGAAGAGGGGGUGUGUUUGGCUCAAAGCAACAAUAAUAAGAUUUUAACUUAUUUUUCUUAUAUUUCCAUUACAUUUGGCAAAUCAUUAUCUUAGGAGGCAGUAUUGGAGAUAUUAGAAGGCAGUAUUGGAGAUAUUAGAAGGCAAUAUUGGAAAUAUUAGAAGGCAGUAUUGGAAAUAUUAGAAGGCAGUAUUGGAAAUAUUAGAAGGCAGUAUUGGAAAUAUUAGAAGGCAGUAUUGGAAAUAUUAGAAGGCAGUAUUGGAGAUAAAAUGUGCAGCAAUUAGAGUUUUCAUCUCAAGAAGGAAAUUGUAUAUUUUGUUUGUUCUAUGAGCCUACUCCUAUGGACAUUCUGAAAACUUUUAAAACGAAAAAGUUUUCUCUGAGAACUUGACAUCUGUUCAUGGCGAGCAAAUAAUUGCUACUGGUUACCUACAGCCUAUUGUAAGGCAUGAAAAAACACAAAGGAUUCCAAAUUUAACGAUAGUUUAAGGACAUAUCAAGAAAAUUUAACCAAAAAUUGUCGUUUUUGCCAAACGCCUUCACUUUCAUAUAAGGAAACUAAUAUGUUCCUUAUUUGGAAAAACUGCAUGAUUCUUGUAAUCUUUAAGGUUGCCAUAC
Messenger RNA from Nematostella vectensis (starlet sea anemone), 2925 nucleotides. RefSeq lists its product as uncharacterized. NCBI's taxonomy places the organism in Eukaryota, Metazoa, Cnidaria, Anthozoa, Actiniaria, Edwardsiidae. Bases 460 to 2268 code for a protein of 602 amino acids. The record is from RefSeq and is a predicted model, not a curated record. The transcript has a single exon. Gene Ontology annotation, cellular component: nucleus; cytoplasm. Gene Ontology annotation, molecular function: protein binding.